AUGCCAGCAAGAAAGGCCAAGAAGAAGAGACUCAUUGAGCCGCUCGAUAUUCGAAGCCAGGCUUCACCUUUGGGGCAGUUUUGGCAGCCGCUGUUUGAAUUGCCGGUAACUUUUCCUCGGAUCUACUUUGACGUCGCAAUGGGGAACGUGAUUCGCAAUCCAAACGUGAACUCUACAGUGCUGAUGCGGGCAGAUAUUUACCAGGAAAUGGUCAACGACACAAUUCAUUAUUCCAAGACCAGAAAAGUUGAUCUGGCUGAUAACUGGUUAACUCACAACCUCUCCGAUACUGAACCAAGACUGUAUACUAUACCAGGUUACCAUGUGAGUUCAUAUGUGGUACGGCGAAACGUUCCUCGCAACCCUUCCAGGGACUCAGUAACCAAUCAGACUUGCGCGUUGUACACCGAUCUUACUGACAGCGAUCGGCUGGUGGUUUAUGUUGCCCAUUUACUUACUCCCGACGCUUGUCCUUUUUAUUUGCCUCUGGCAAGAGCAGUCGCUUUGCUCUAUCAUGUUGACCACCGGGGCGCUACCUGUUCUGUUCACUAUAUGCUCUACGAAAAUACUCCGCCAUUGCUGGCUCGAGAUGCUAAUGAUCGUUUGAUUCGGGUCGGGUUGCACCUGCUCAACACAUGUGUAAAACACUCCAUGGGCAGCCAAAGUGGCUAUACAAAACGUGUAAGCCAUGAUCAAGUGGUGGACCGUAUUGAAUUCCAAGACAGGUAUAUCGCCCUCAAGCACAAAUACUCUGCAUCUUUGAUGGCCAACUGGGUCGAGAAAACGGAUCCGACUAAACACAUUUUUGAGGACUUGGGUAUUGCUGCUUUUCUUAUCCAGCUAUGGGGCUCAAUGUACAAAUCACCUUCAGAUUUUGAGUUUGUCGAUCUGGGCUGCGGGAACGGCCUGCUUGUGCACAUAUUGGUUUCUGAGGGCUAUCGGGGCAGAGGAAUUGACGCUCGGAAACGAAAAUCCUGGGAAACGUACCCUAAAAAUGUCCAAGAAUGUUUACACGAGCAACUGGUUGUUCCAGCAGUCCUUAAGAACGAUCUGCCAGAGUUUGACGCCCAAGAUCCAUACUUGCAUUUUGUCGAGGGGGCUUCCGAAAACACCUUUUACGUUGGCAAUCAUUCUGAUGAGCUGACAUUGUGGCUUCCUUUACUCGAUCGCCCGUUUAUUGCCAUUCCUUGUUGCUCGCACAACCUCUCAGGCUCCAAACACCGUUUUGUUACCCCCGGCCAAGCUCAAGUAUCCGAGUAUGCCGCUUUGGUGGAUAAAGUUGCACAGUUGGCCGAAAAGGCUGGCUGGAAAGUUGAACAAGAGAUGCUCCGUAUACCCAGUACUCGCAACGCUGCAAUCAUUGGCCGUAAAAAAUUCGGACCCCCUGCGGACAUCGCAAAGAUCGUUGCGGAUGAAGGUGGUGCCAAGGCCUGGGUGGAGACCACCCGGCAAUUGCGUCAUACAAUAUCAGGACAUUAA
Wickerhamiella sorbophila is the source of this 1479-nucleotide messenger RNA. Its product is annotated as tRNA (uracil-O(2)-)-methyltransferase. Gene Ontology annotation, molecular function: tRNA (uridine) methyltransferase activity. The transcript has a single exon. Bases 1 to 1479 code for a protein of 492 amino acids. Lineage: Eukaryota; Fungi; Ascomycota; Dipodascomycetes; Dipodascales; Trichomonascaceae. Gene Ontology annotation, biological process: tRNA methylation. The record is from RefSeq and is a predicted model, not a curated record.